This is a messenger RNA of Neohortaea acidophila, 1692 nucleotides long. RefSeq lists its product as uncharacterized. Gene Ontology annotation, molecular function: oxidoreductase activity. The coding region runs from base 1 to 1692 and encodes 563 amino acids. Lineage: Eukaryota; Fungi; Ascomycota; Dothideomycetes; Mycosphaerellales; Teratosphaeriaceae. The transcript has 2 exons. The record is from RefSeq and is a predicted model, not a curated record.
AUGGAAGGUCAGCGUCGGAAAAAGGUGCUCGUAGUCGGAGCCGGGGCUGCUGGAAUGUCAUGCGCGCAUCAUCUCUCCAACCACCCCGACAAAUUCGACGUCACCCUCGUCGACACCAACACCUAUUGCGGCGGCCAAGCCUUCAGCAUCCCCAUCGACAAGGAGAAGACCGGCGCGUCAUGGCUCAACCAAGGCGUCCAAGGCGGCUCCUACAUCUUCCACCACACCCUCACCAUGUUCGCGCGCAACGGCUUCUGGGCCGACCCCGUGAAGCUGCAGGUGUCCUUUGGCAAAGGCGAGAAUUUCUGGAGCAACGUCUUUCCCACGCAGCUGCUGAAGAAGCACGAAGGGGAAGUGCGCCGCUUCUACUACAUGCUCAAGAUUGUGCGCAUGUUCGAGCUCUUCUUCGCCUUGCUGCCCAUCAAGUAUCUGGUACGCCUUUUCUGGUUCAGUGAGGAGUUUGCCAAUACGAUCGCGCUCCCCAUGAUUGCCUUGUUUCUGGGCACGGGCAACUAUACCCCCGAAGUGCCGUCGAUGAUUCUGGAACGCUUAUCAACAAGUCCGACUUACGGCAUGUGGUAUCCCCCCGACAAGGCCAGUGUGGCCUCCAACAUCCCGCCCAUGGUCGUCUUUCCCAACUUCACCGAAUUCUACGACACCUGGCGGAAGAAUCUGAUCGAACGCGGCGUCAACAUCCGUCUCGCCACCGAAGUCACCCGCGUAAUACGACGUGAUAAGAACGGAGUAGCUGUCAACAUCAGAAGCCUCGCCAAAGACACCCAAAACGGCAGCACCACCAGCCAAAGCGACUCCCCCGAAGCUCUAGAAGAAUACGACGAACUCGUCCUCUGCACCCUCACUGACGCCGCCAAGCAACUCCUCCAACCAACCAUCACCACCCUCGAAUCGCGCGUCCUCAGCUCCGCCAAAUUCGCCAACGACAUCACCGUCACCCACCAAGACACAAACUACAUGAAGCGGCACUACGAAAACUUCUACAACCCGGAUCUCGCCGUCAGCAGCAUCAACGGCGUCGACCAAUCCGCGCGCUGCGCCUACGCAAAAGACAACUUCAAAGCCAUGUACCUCAUCCGCAUGUACCCCAAAGACGUCAGCAAGCUGGAGAUGUGCUUCGACUGCACCAACUACCAGGCGCAGUUCCCGCCGGAUGUGCCCUUUGACAAACACGUCUUCCAAACCAUCUUCCUCAACAACGAGCGCGACUCGCACCUCUGGACGCUCGACGAGAUUGAAGAAGACAAAAUCAUUCGGAAGGACUGGUGGCAUCAGCUCUGUCACAGCUGGACGCACUACGCCUUCGUCGUCCCCUGGAUGUGGCUGCUGCAAGGUAAGCGCCACACGCGAUACGCCGCGUCGUGGACGAUGAUCAACGCGCACGAGGUGGCGGUCAUGUCGGGCAUUAGUGCGGCAGUGGAUCUCGGCGCGGAGUACCCGGCCGAUCUGGAGCGGGACAAGUUUGCCUUUUUGGCGUUCCGGUUGUACUACUUGCUUGUGUAUGGACGCUGGUAUCGACGUAGGGCUACGAAGGUGACGAAGGAGGGAGAGGGGAAGGAGUGGGCGACGGGCAAUGAAUAUGGGAGUAUGUACGCGGGGCCGGGAGUGAAUUCCACGGUGGAGCGGUUGAUGUGGAAGAAAGAGGUGGAGGCGGGGAGGAGUGUGCAGAGUUUUUAG